Messenger RNA from Closterium sp. NIES-65, 834 nucleotides. The record is from the annotation of a GenBank genome assembly. NCBI's taxonomy places the organism in Eukaryota, Viridiplantae, Streptophyta, Zygnematophyceae, Desmidiales, Closteriaceae.
AUGGCUACCCCCAAUGUCCUUACCUUAGAUGCUGAGGGUCGUGUUGUUCACUUCGAGGUCUGGGUCCAUGACCUACACCUCUUCCUACAGUACGAUAGGGCAGACGGACUCUCCCUGUUCGAUCUCACCUCUGGUGCCUCUCCUGCCCCGCCUGCUGAUGCUGACAGCAUUGUUUGCUCCCGGGACCACUUCCUCUUAGUUUGCCUCACCACACUCACGGUUGACCUCCUCGAGGAGCGCCUCCUGGCAGCAGAGAAGAGCAUAGUCGCUGUAGGAGCCUCUAAUGGUGACCCUCGUACCCCCGUAUUUGAGGGGUGUUCCCCCUCCCCCCUCUUGCCCUCUGUUGCUUCUGCUGCUGUAGCCGACCUCGUUGGCUUCGAGUCAGACGGAGCUGCGUCUGCCCCUAGCGGGAGAUGUCACACCGGCAAGGGCAAGGGGGGCAAGGGCGCUGGAGGGGCUGGCGGGGGCGAUGGAGGUGGCGGUGGAGGCAGUGGAGGGGGUGGGGGUGGUGGUGGGAGUGGUGGCGGGGGUGGAGGUGUCGGUGGCAGCAGUGGAGGCGGAGGAGGCGGCGGCGGUGGCGGUGGGAGCGGAGGCGGCGGUGGCAGCGGUGGAGUUGUUCGCGGCUCUGCGCAGAGGAGUGACUCCGUUGGUGGUCCGCGCCAGCUGCAGAGUGCACUCGUGAGACCCCGUCCCCCCAGCAGCUUCAUGAGUGGUACGCUGCGCGUCAGCGAGGUGGGGGUACUGCUCCCUGUACCUACGUCCUCCGUACCGGCGACCGCGCUGGUGAGCAGUGCAGGGGCUCGCACUCCACCCAGCGCUGCUUCGGCCGCCUGA